AUGCGAGGCCCUACGUCCACCGGCACCAGUGGUGUACCACUUACGUUCAAAGUGGCAGCAUCUUCUGUGCGCUUCGAACCAUGUUCUACGGCAUUCCAACUACCCGAGGGCAGCCGUGAGGCCCUUUCCAUCCACGAGGCUUACAACUCCCUCGCCAAGGCGAUUAGCGCGUCUAGGGUAGGGAGCGAGAGUGUGCGGCACCGUCUGGCGGACAUCGCACAGCGGUUGGCUGAGCGUCAUGCACUAGCAGUGCGGUGCAACGACGGCCCAAUGGACCUCCCGCCCGUGGAUAUGGCCAGCACGAGCGCUCAGGUCGGAGAUGCAGAGCCACAGGCACAAGAAUUCGUCUCGGCCGACGACUGCGACCGUGAGCUGAGAGGGCUCUGGAAUGCUUUUUCGCAGAGCCCAAAUGUUGACUGGGCGGACUGGGUGGUGUCGUGCACAGACCCCGAUAGACAGUGGCCAGCGCGCGCUGAUGCAAAAACUGUGCAAGCCAUGGUACACCGGCCUAGGGACCACAGGUCGCGACGCUGUGUCAACGUCAUUGUUGAUGCCGCAGCCUCGGGCAUCCGCAACAGCGCCGUAUCCUACGCGCUGCUGCUCCGGGGCGAGCUCGUACGCUCCGCUGAAGAGUGGAGGAUGUCAGGCGACGCCCGCGCCUACGUAACCCAGGCGUAUAACCACGCGAUGCACUACUAUUUCAUAAGGUACCAAGGCGCGCGUCAAAUCCUUGGCGUGGACCCCGUUGUUUCAGAUGCGUUCGCCAUAUCCGACAUGUUGCUCGCGCCAGUGCUGGAUCGUGGACGUCGGGUUCACAGCUCAGGAUACGUGAGCCGAUUGUGUCCGACCUUCUCGCCUGAUAAAGAGCCACCACAGUUUGGUGAAUGUGUGGCAUGGUUGUAUGAGCUGGCGGCUAUUUUGGGGUCCGAGGGAAUCACCGAUCGCGCGAUCGCGCUAGCAGAUCAACUGUAUCGGUCGUUUGCCUGUUUGGCCCACCAGGGCUAUGAUUGGGUGGCCUGGGGCACGGCUUACGAUUCCCGUGUGCAUGGUGUGGCGGAAGAGCCGACGACCCCCCAAAUGCCCCCCACGUUUGUCUGUUUGGAAUGUGGUGGCGGCAAGGGCGACGGUUUCGUUCGCCCUGCCUGGUGUUCCAGCCACCUGGUGUAG
Cordyceps militaris CM01 is the source of this 1167-nucleotide messenger RNA. RefSeq lists its product as uncharacterized. The record is from RefSeq and is a predicted model, not a curated record. The transcript has 2 exons. Lineage: Eukaryota; Fungi; Ascomycota; Sordariomycetes; Hypocreales; Cordycipitaceae. The coding region runs from base 1 to 1167 and encodes 388 amino acids.